This is a messenger RNA of Nematocida parisii ERTm1, 880 nucleotides long. RefSeq lists its product as uncharacterized. NCBI's taxonomy places the organism in Eukaryota, Fungi, Microsporidia. The record is from RefSeq and is a predicted model, not a curated record. The coding region runs from base 1 to 864 and encodes 287 amino acids. The transcript has a single exon.
AUGGAAUAUUCUGUGGAGAGUCUGUUUCUGCAGAGGAACAAGCACUUAUACAUCAUUUCUUAUGUGGAUGGAGCACCAAUGAGUGUUUGUGUUAUUUGUGUAUACCCAAAACCAAAUGUUAUUUAUAUUAAACGAUUUGAGAGUGCAUCAAAAGUAAGGGGAUUAUCCCGGAUGGUUCUUAUAGAGAGUCUUAGAAGGCUGCUUAUACAUGGGAAUAGACCAGAGAUAUACGUAUAUUCUCGUCCUAUUGGGAGCAAGUAUAUACAUACAGAAAGACCUAUUUCCCAUUCAAUACAGCUAUGCGCGUAUUGGGAGAGUAUUUUAACAGAAAUUGGGUACAGCACUAUGCGACUAACCCAUAAGGAAGCAAAAAGCAAAGAAUUUAAAAAUAUUAUCUCAGAGCACAAGGGGAUUGCGCAGUGUUUAGGGAAGAUAAUAGAUGAGCCAAUUAGCAGAGCAAUGAGGCAUGCUUCAGAGAGUUCUCUUGAUGAGAUUAUGGUAAUACUUUGUUCAAGCAGGGAUUUAACUUCUGGCUCUCUUAUUUUCAGUAAACCAGCUGAAGAGCCUUCUACUAUAAUGGUCCAGAAAACUCCAGAAAAAUCAAAAGAUAAAAAGGAAGAGUCCUCAGACAAAUGUUCAUUUUUAAACCAAGAGAUCAUACAGAAUGUUACACGCGAUGAAAUACUCAAAAUAUUAAAGGACUUGCAGAAUGGGAAUACCUCAGAAGAGCUGUCCCACAUGAAAAAAGUGCAGCAAAUAAUAGAAAGUGGCAGUAUUCCAAAGAAAGAACCAAUUAAACCAUUUAAAUUAACUAUAAAGAGACCAAAAACAGACAGGAUGAACAACCAAAUAUUUGAAGUUUAGUCUAUUUAUAUCUGAG